CAAUGUCAGCUGACUUUCAUUUCGAUGACCAUGAAAAUGAUUGAAUGGCAGACAACAACAAGGAAUUAGAAUCUAAGGAAGAUAAUUCCAAGGUGUCUUGUCGCGUAAAGGGACAUCAAUCACGUCCUGAUUUACAAACCAUUAAUUUACCUCGGUCAACGGGAAGAAUAAACGAAUUAACUCACAUGGCAAGCACCAAUACUCUCCCAAAUGACAUUGACAAUACUGCUGGACAGACAACAGAAGGCCCUACACAAAAGAAGACUUUGAAGAGAGUGGCAUCAUUUUAUACUCCAUAUAUGGAGGAUCGCUUGAGAAGGAGGCUAAAAUUCCAUUUCAUGGGGCCUCAUGAAAAAUUCAAAGCUAAAAGGAAGUGCCCCUGGAAACUUGUUCUGCAGAUUUUUAAGGUUUUUCUUGUAACAGCUCAGCUGAUUAUGUUUGGGAAUGAGAGAGCCUUAUUUGUUGAAUAUGUGGAAUUGAACAAUAUUGCCAUGAAACACAUGUACCUACUUAAAUGGGAUCCCAGCUUUGAGACAAUGCCUUACCCCCCAGCCACAGGACGAUAUGCAAUCUACAGUGCAAACGACCUUAUAGAUCAUAUCAAUUUUGCUAUGAAACAGUUCAACCAUACAGAGGAACUGGCCCUUGGAUCACUUAGAUUUUCCAACAGAACAAAAUACCUGAACAUGUGUGUAGAGGAGUAUAGGGAGGGAAGGGUGUAUGACAAUGACACCUAUGUAUUUGAUCCCAAGGUUACCACAGGUAUUCCUUAUACCCUGUAUAAUAACAAUGACACCUAUGUAUUUGAUCCCAAGGUUACUACAG
This is a messenger RNA of Saccostrea cuccullata (small rock oyster), 825 nucleotides long. Its product is annotated as mucolipin-3-like. NCBI's taxonomy places the organism in Eukaryota, Metazoa, Mollusca, Bivalvia, Ostreida, Ostreidae. Gene Ontology annotation, molecular function: NAADP-sensitive calcium-release channel activity. The annotation marks the transcript as partial. Gene Ontology annotation, cellular component: plasma membrane; lysosomal membrane. The record is from RefSeq and is a predicted model, not a curated record. The transcript is spliced from 4 exons.